AAGUGAACGCGCUUGUUUCCGGCGUCCAGUCGUUUGAAGGCGUCUGUUUUCCAGCGUUUUACCUCGCAGGUGUUGCUCUCGUUCGCGUCUCCCGGCGGCAGCGAUGAGCUCCGUGAUCCCCCGCAUAGAGCAGCUGUCGGCCAGAGUCGUUCGGGUUCUGGGCUGCAACCCGGGACCGAUGACCCUGCAGGGAACCAACACCUAUCUGGUCGGAACCGGGCAAAGACGCGUGCUGAUAGACACCGGGGAGCCUGCCGUCCCUGAAUACAUCGCCAGCCUGAAAGCAGCCUUGGGACAGUUCAGCAGCAGCAUCCAGGAGAUCAUCGUCACUCACUGGCAUCACGACCACACGGGCGGAGUGGAGGACAUCUGCAGAGACAUAACCGGAUCUGAAGUGAGGGUCAGCAAGCUGCCGCGGGCCAGCCGGGUCCCAGAGACGGCAGGAAACAAGACGUACUCUUACCUAAAAGACGGAGACGUUAUCCGGACGGAAGGAGCCACGCUCAAAGUGCUUUUCACGCCGGGCCACACUGACGACCACAUGGCCCUGCUGCUGGAGGAGGAGCGGGCGCUCUUCUCCGGAGACUGCAUCCUGGGCGAGGGCACGGCCGUGUUCGAGGACCUCUACGACUACAUGAAGUCUCUGAAGAUCCUGCUGGAGACUCAGACCGACCUCAUUUACCCCGGUCACGGACCUGUGGUUCAGGAUGCUGGCGCCAAGAUCAAACACUACAUCAGCCACCGGGACCAAAGAGAGCAGCAGAUCCUGGAAGCCAUUCAGGACGGAGCAGGAAAGCCGUUUUCCUCCAUGGAGCUGGUAAAGAUCGUCUAUAAGGACACUCCUGAACACCUGCACCAAGCGGCCAACGUCAACCUGGUCCAUCACCUGAAGAAACUGGAGAAGGAAGGCAAGAUCGCUUCUGUGCACGACUCUACUAAGAGCAAGUGGAGAAGCAAUCUGUGAUAUCCAGCUGACUGUUACCUGAGGGGUGAAAAUCCAUCCGGACAACGUGUGGGAGUCCCUUUUAACGCCAAGUGAUCACAGGACAGAGUUCUGCUGGGGACUGAACACGCUUGUUGGUUGAACAGUACUGAGCUGACAUGCAAGUAAUGCAUGUUGGUUCAGACGUGUUGCUUUGGAUGUUUUGUUUAAGGCUGUAAACAUCUUAAAUGGUUUGACAUGAAUCCAAAGUUCAGCCAGAACCUUAAUUUAGCGCUCUCCUACAAAGCGAGCUUGAACUAAACCCAAGUUUCUUUACGAUCAGGUUUCUUGCGUAUCUUUUCUGCAGACUUCAGUAUCUUUUCACGUCAUAUUUGCACCUACAUCAAUUCAUGCUCUCAGGAUCUUAGAAGACCUUUGCCUGCCCGCCCUCGAAUAAACGUCUUAACUCUUUAA
This is a messenger RNA of Fundulus heteroclitus (mummichog), 1396 nucleotides long. It is a transcript of the gene lactb2, whose product is annotated as lactamase, beta 2. Lineage: Eukaryota; Metazoa; Chordata; Actinopteri; Cyprinodontiformes; Fundulidae. The coding region runs from base 104 to 964 and encodes 286 amino acids. The record is from RefSeq and is a predicted model, not a curated record. Gene Ontology annotation, cellular component: mitochondrial matrix. Gene Ontology annotation, molecular function: RNA endonuclease activity; single-stranded RNA binding. The transcript has 7 exons.